Molecule: messenger RNA, 498 nt
Organism: Tinamus guttatus (white-throated tinamou)
Lineage: Eukaryota; Metazoa; Chordata; Aves; Tinamiformes; Tinamidae
Gene: IFNG
Product: interferon gamma
Biological process (GO): adaptive immune response; humoral immune response
Cellular component (GO): extracellular region
Molecular function (GO): type II interferon receptor binding; cytokine activity
Source: RefSeq, a predicted model, not a curated record
AUGACUUCCCAGACUUGCAGUUUGUUUGUUCUGUCUAUCAUCAUGAUUUAUUUUGGACGUUUUGGAAGUAGCUUAAUCCUUGCUAAUCUACAAAAUGAUAUACAGAACCUGAAAGCUGACUUUAACUCAAGCCUUCCAGAUGUAGCUGAUGGUGGACCUAUUUUUACAGAGAAAUUGAAAAACUGGACAGAGAGAAAUGAAAAAAGGAUCAUACUGAGCCAGAUUGUUUCCAUGUACCUGGAAAUGCUUGCAAACACUGACAGGACGAAGGGGCAUGUCAGACGCAUAUCUGAGGAGCUCUUCACCUUGAAAAACAGCCUUCCUGAUGGCUUAAAGAAGCUGAAGGAUCUCAUGGACCUGGCAAAGCUCCCGAUGAGUGACCUGAAAACCCAACGCAAAGCUGUGAAUGAACUGUUCAGCGUCCUGCAAACACUAGUGGAGACUCAAACUUCUGCUAAGAAGAAAAGGAGCCAGUUUCAGAGGAGAUGCAAAUGUUAA